AUGCGGAGAACAAAACGAAAGAAGAAGGAUGGUAUCGACCCUAUAAGUACUGCUUUUGAUCAAAUGAAGAGGGUAAAGAAUCCACCUAUACGUUUGAAAGACUUUGCAAGUGUCGAAGCUAUGAGAGAGGAAAUUAAUGAAGUUGUAGCAUUUCUACAAAAUCCUCGUGCAUUCCAAGAAAUGGGAGCCCGUGCCCCUCGGCUGUUGGUGUACAAUCUAGAGGUCCAAGAUGCAUUAGGCAGUGGCAUGAUGGAGGGAGUAAAUUUGAAACUAGAUGUCAAAGAUGCAUUGGGCAGUAGCAUGAUGGUGUUGGUGCAGUGA
This is a messenger RNA of Ilex paraguariensis (yerba mate), 321 nucleotides long. NCBI's taxonomy places the organism in Eukaryota, Viridiplantae, Streptophyta, Magnoliopsida, Aquifoliales, Aquifoliaceae. The record is from the annotation of a GenBank genome assembly.